CUUGAAGGUUAUAUAACGUCCUACACAAUAUUUUAAACAGACAAUAUGUUAACGCAAUGUCACAGAGAUAAUGGUUCUUCUUAUCAUUGUAAACGAAGAGAUAACUUGGACUAAUUAUGUGUGAUAGCGACUCAGGACUAUCUAUAAGCAUGAAUGGGAGUCAAAAUGAUUCACCUACUCAAGGUCUUGUUUUCGUUAGAGUCACCAUGCCAGAUGAGACCAGUGAAACAUUUAGUUUCAGCCCAACCGAUUUAAUCGUGGAUGUCAAACUCACAGCUAUAAAAAGAUCAAGUUCUUGCUUGAAGGAUGAGUUGAACUAUGGUCUGUUUCUUCCUCCGUCAAAAGGAAAAGCUGGAAAAUUCUUGCAGGAAGACAGAAUGUUACUAGACUAUCCCUUCGAGGGUUCGGUUGGUCACGUAGAGUUGAAAUAUAAACAACGCGUCUAUCGUGUUUUGAGAACAAAUGUGAAUAAGCUCCGUAAAAUAAAUACCAAGGCAAAUUUUCGUCAGUUUAUUGAAUAUGUCAAGGUGGGUGAUGUAGAUAAAGUUAAUAAAUGGUUGAAUAAAGGACUGGACCCAAAUUUCCAAUGGAAACCAAACGGAGAAACUCCACUCACCAUGGCUGUACAAUUGGAAAAACCAUAUGAAAUGGUUAUGGCUUUAGUGGCUGGCGGAGCACACUUAGAUUAUCGGGCAUCAGAUAGUAUGACACCGAUCCAUCGUGCUUCAGAGAAAGGCAAUUAUGAAGCUAUCAAGGUACUUCUUGAUCUUGGUCAAUCACCGAAUACAAGGGAUAAGGCAGAUUUAACACCAUUAUAUUAUGCAGUAUUGAACAACACAAUAUCUUUAUGUGUUGAACGAUUACUAUUUGAUCAUUCUCCUCUUGGAAUAGCAGAUGAAGCAGGACUUCAAGAAAUACAUCAGGCAUGUCGAUUUGGUCGUGUACAACAUUUGGAAAUUUUACUUGCCUACGGUGCUGAAAUUAAUGUACAAACAUCGAAAAACGGCAACACCCCACUUCAUAUAUGUGCAUACACCGGGCAAGAAUCCUGUGCUCGGAUGUUGUUAUUUCGAGGUGCUGAUAAAAAUAUAAAAAAUUUCAAUGGACACACGACUUAUGAACAAGCAAUGAUUUCUAAUCACAUAGAAAUAGCAGAUUUAAUUAAAGGUUUUCAUGAACAAGAUGUUGUUCCAAUUCGUAAUUAUCUAAAGCGUAAUCUUCGUCGAAGAUCAUUUUCACGUAUACGAUCACAGCAAAGGUGUUCUAGUAUGGGGCGACUGAAUGACUUCUCAAAGCAAAAUGGAAUAACUGAAGUAGAUGGAUUACCUGAAUUUGAGAAAGGUCAUUGUAAUACACUUAAAGGGAACCACAUGAUAAGAAAUAAUACAUGGAUGAAUACCAGCAUAAGUGGUUAUAAAUUAAAUUCUAUAUCUGAUUCCAUAGAUUUUAAUGAUAAUAAAAAUUACAUGGCAAUGUCUGAUGAUCAGAAUAAUCAUUUAAGCCAAUCUAGAUCUGCAUAUAAUCUCAACAAACUAUCGAAUGGUAUCAAUCAGAAGUGCCAUGAUCCUAAUGACAUAGUUUAUCUUAACUAUUCAGCUACCAUGAGACCAUCCCAAAGUCGUCGUACAGGACGUUCAUCAACACCAGCAGCACCUCGUACAUCAAGUGAAUCCUUCAAAACAACUAAUUUACAGGACCGACACAGUACAUAUCGUCCAAGUUUAGAUCCAGCAUGGAUAUCUCAAACAAAUGAAAGUGGCUCAGAAACAGCAUCUAUCUUUAGCGUUAGUUCGUCUAUGCGGACUCCAUCCACGAAUAGUGUUAGGAAUGGAUCAGCAAUCUUGCAGUUAUUAUUGGCAAAUCGUGAUAGUAUUGCGGAUUUGGAUACCACCAACUUGCCUAGAAUGAUUGCACUUCAAAGAGGUCCGAAUGGUUUUGGAUUUGUUGUACGUGGUAAAAAAGGAAUAUCUGGAAAUUUUACACCAUGUCUUGAGUGUCCAGCAUCACAAUACCUUGAGAAAGUUGAACCCCAUAGUGCAGCAAGCAAGGCAGGUUUGAAAGCAGGUGAUUUUAUAUUGGAGGUAAAUAAUAUCAACGUUACUACAAUGUCACAUGAAGCUGUUGUCUCACUUAUUAGAGGUUCCAGUGAUAUUUUAGGUCUAAAAGUGAUAACUGUUGACUCUGAUCAAAUUAAUUCAACUCCCAAAUUAUCACAUCAAUCCGCAAAAAGUAACAAAUUUUACGAAUCUUCAGACAACAUUUACAGUUCAAAAGCAAAAAAGUCCAAUUAUGAGGAUAAGUUUUCAAACAAACAUUGUGACUCUGUAGAAAAUCAUUGGCCUAGGAACACUGAAAAUGCUUACAAAACCAUUUGUAGAGACUCAUUUUAUAGAAAUCAGAAUAAUUUCUCAAUACUAUUAGAAAACUCAACAAAUAAAUCUUCGUCCAAUGAUUUUAUCUGUGGAGAAAAAUUAAAGUCUCUUCGACUAGAUCCCAGUCCAUCGGUAUCCUCAAUGGACGUACCUUCAUACAGAACACCAGCCCCCGCACCACCGUCUAGUAAACCAGUUCUAACAACUGGAGCUUUAUCUAAAAGUGUAUUCCAAAAUGGACCAUAUUAUAAAAAAGCAGAAUGUAAUCUGACUAUUAGCUUAAAGCAGAUAUUUUAUCUUCUCAGUAUUAUUUAAUGUGAGUCCUAUGUUUUUUAGUCCAGGCCAACACUCUCAGAAAAAACUUUCGAUUCUGUAAAUAAACCUGAAAAUUCUUUAUCCUUUGAUCAUCCACCUCCUCCAACUCCACCUCCUAUAUCUUCUAGCAGCAUAAAUUUAAUACCAUCUCCACCGCCACUUAUGACAACUCCAAAUAAAACGUCUUCCAGUAUAAACUCUGAAUUGCCAACAGGUAUUCUGAAAAAGACAUCACAUGAUAAGUUUUCAGAAAGUAUUAAACCGUCUAAAAAUUUAGAAGAUGCUCGGAACCAGGAUAUUUGGUCAGAUCAGCUCUUACUCCCUCCACCCCCGCCUCCAGAGGAAUUUGAAUUAAAUGUUACUGAACCGGCGACUCGGCACUCUAAUUGCCAACAGAAUUCUAAUGGUUAUAACAUUAAUAAUCAUACUGCUUACAAAACCUUUUCAUUAUCACAAACUGUUAAGAAAACAUCUUUUGAAGAUAACCUUAGAAGGGCAGUAGCUGAACGCCGUCGUGUGAUUGAAAUGGCUUCUGGAGAGGAUGACCAUGAUUCAGAAUCAAUACUUAAUAAAAGUUGUCAUAAUACAACGUAUACAGAGAAUAAUACCAGAACUCUAAAACAGCAAGCAGAAAUUGUUUCAUCAAAUGAAAAGUCAUUUAAAACGGCUGCAGAAAAACUACAUUUUCAGACAUUAUCUGGUAUUUUACCAACGAACAAUACUAUUCCUCCACCGGAAAAUUUUAAAGAUUUCGAUAACUCCAUGAACAAAGUUCAUUGUAAUACGGAACUAAAUAAUGACAAAGUUCCAAUAGCAACUAAACCAAAGCUUCCAUUAACACAACCAUCUUAUACUAAAAACGUAAACACAAUUCAAGGUUCAAGAACUAUUGAACAAAGUAAACUUAAUUCGGUAAACUCAUUGACCAAUAUCAGUUGUAACGGUGCUCAUAAAACUGAUUUAAUGCGAGAGAUCUCGACAUUUAAACAGAACACUGUUACGGAAACGAAAACGAGUUCUGGAAAAUCUAUUGGUUAUCCUAGAUCCACAACACCCUCGUCGCUUCAAUCAUCAUCUUAUUUUAUUUCUGAGGUUCCUAAAAUAAUGUGGUCUACCAAAUAAAGUCAUUUCAAGAAAGUACAGUAAUUUAUCUGUUGAUUAAAUUUCUUUCCUGUUACUAUGUUAAUGAAACAGAUUGUUAAUACGUGCUCAGAUUCUUAUUAUCGUACAAAACUAAGUACUUUUCAGAAAGUCUAUUGUUUUUUUUUGACAAAUGAUAAAUUGGUCAAGUUGUAAAAAGAACAAAAACAGAAACCAAAUUUAGGCUUGUCAUAACAUAGAAAAUUGUUAACAAUAUCCAAUUAUUUAGUUUUCAUAGAGUGAAAAUGCUUAGUAUUCAUUUGUUCAUCCAAAUAGGCAUGUUCAUUGGGUUAACUAUUUUAGCGUUCAUUUCUUAUUUAACAAUUAUUCAUAUCUAUGAAAUGUUUUACUAAACAAUAAAUACCACAUACCACAUUAUUGAGAAGUGUGAAAUAAUCUCGACAAUUGUUCAUUCAUGUAGUUACUCAUCUUAAUUAAAACCACACAUUAAGCUGUACUGAUCUCUUGAAGUAAUGAUUAAUAUCAAAAAUAACGGAUUUUCAUUCGUUAAUGAUAAACAAUAAUGUAUUUUUUUUCAAAUUCAAAUAAUUGUUUAUUAAAAGAAUAUAAUUUUAAUUAAAAUGAAAUGAACAAUAAUAAAAACAGUAAAUGAUUUUGUUAUUUCUAGAUAAUUUAUUUACUUUUCAUAUUAGUAAAUGUCAGUUCAGCUAACAACUAAAUUACACCAAUGCAAUAGAAUCAGCAAG
Messenger RNA from Schistosoma mattheei, 4534 nucleotides. NCBI's taxonomy places the organism in Eukaryota, Metazoa, Platyhelminthes, Trematoda, Strigeidida, Schistosomatidae. The record is from the annotation of a GenBank genome assembly.